UUGCUAUUAUUUCUUGAGUUCUUUAUCAGCAAUCGGCCUAACAAAGUAAACCUAGUGGUCUUUAAAAUUGGAAUUCUAAAAUAUUUUAACUUUAAAUAUUAUAGAAAUCCGAAGGCCCCCGAUCGGCAAGUUGAUCUUGAAAAUGGAAUUACAGGACCUGGUGGAUGUCUGUGUGCGGGACGAAAUUGCUACCUUGCUGCAUUUUUGGAAAUGUCACAAUUAGAAACCGGCCAUAUCCUCGUAUUUCAGAUUACUGACAAGUUCUACGACGCAGCCUUAAUGAUGGUGAUUGAUGAUAUCACCGAGGCGAUAGUUGUCGUUGUUCGAGGAACUUUGUCGGGCACAGACACGCUGAUUGAUCUAGUUGCAGCUGGAGAACCACUUCGUGAUGAAGACUAUAGUCUCCCUAACGAUCAGAAGCUCAUCGCACAUAGUGGAAUGGUUCGAACGUCAAGGAACAUUGCCAAUAAAAUCAUUGAAGAUAAGUGGAUUGAGUCGGCGAAAGCGUUGAGACCGAAGUAUCCCUUGGUCAUUACUGGACACAGUCUUGGUGGUGGUCUCGUAUCGCUGAUGUGUGUAUUCUUGAAACCUCACUUCCCGGAGAUCAAAGCCUAUGCAUUCAGUCCUCCUGGUGGUCUCAUGAAUAAAAAUCUGGCGGAGUUCACUCGAGAUUAUCUGUGCUCGAUCACCUACGGUUACGAUCUUAUAGGUCAUCUCGAUAGUCAGACAAUGGAGGAUCUGCGGGCACGAAUAUUCCAUGCACUCUGUGUAUACAGGACACCAAAAUUCCGGGCACUCACUAACCAGAUGUGUCUGACCAUCACAAGAAAUCUCGUUUGCAAAUCAAAAUUGCCGCAAGUAAUUAGGUUGGACGCAGUGACAGGGAGUAAACUCAUCGAUCCUGACAUGAAUGAUGCCUACGAGACUCCUAUUGGAUCAAAAUUCAAACCCCAUCUCAAGGAUAGAGUAGUCGGUUCAACAAAGGUUGACCGUUUAUAUGUUUCUGAUCGUUCGCUAAUGAGAUGGAAGAAACCAGACUGUCAUUCUCUCCUUGUGCUUCCUCGUCCCUACCCCAAAAGCCUCUAUCCCGAGUGCUUACUCGAACCUAAAAAGCACAAUUUGUACACUUUGGACCUGCUGAUGGAAUCCAUGCUACGUCCAAUUCCUUCCGGUCGUCUUCUUCACAUUAUCGAAGUAGACAAGGAAUUUGAAGUAGAGGGCGAACAGUCAUAUAAAAAGCCUGGUUAUCAACCCCCACCAAUUGCCAUAUGGUCCAAUGCGGAGACUUUCAACAGUAUCCUAAUUCAUCCAAAGAUGAUCUUCAAUCACUCGCCUAUCUACGUAUCCACGGCGUUGAAUCGUCUCUAUGAUAGCAUUAUGCAUCCAAGGAAAAUUUUUUGUAAAAUUCACCUUAAUACUUACUACAAGGAGGCCAAAUCGGUUCCAGGAAUUGAACGAAAAUAUGCCGAUCAUUGUAUAGACAAUUACUGUCGUGUAAGGAAGCUCAAAUGA
Messenger RNA from Rodentolepis nana, 1512 nucleotides. Lineage: Eukaryota; Metazoa; Platyhelminthes; Cestoda; Cyclophyllidea; Hymenolepididae. The record is from the annotation of a GenBank genome assembly.